UUCACAAUCUCACCACAACUGUUCAGCUGUUUAUUCUACGUUUUCUCGAUUCUGCCCCACCAAUAUCAGUAGCACCAUUAACUUUUAUUACAGUCAAUAGUCUACCUAUACACUUUUACGUUACCAUAAUAAUUUAUAAUAUCGCCAUUCCCAGAACGAAUUUCUUCAAUCAACUCAUAAAGUCGUUUUCGAUUUGUGAAAUUUGUUUUAUUUUUGUGUAAAUCAAACGACGAAAUGGCCAGACGUGGACGUUCUCCGUCGCCUGCACCCAGAAGAUCUGCAGUCCCAGCUAGAACACAGCAAUAUGCACCAGCACCACAACAUCAACCAACACAAGUAGCACCAGCUCAGCCACAACAACCUGGAUUAUUUGCCCAAAUGGCUGCCACUGCUGGAGGUGUUGCUGUUGGUUCUGCCAUUGGCCACACGGUUGGUCAUGCAGUCACUGGAAUGUUUGGUGGUGGUGGUUCCCGGGAUGAGGUCCAACCUCAAGUUCAACAAGCCCCAGUAAUGCCAAUGGAACAGAGUAGCCAGCAAGGUGGUGCUUGUGCUUUUGAAGUCAAGCAGUUUUUGCAGUGUGCACAAAACAAUGAUGAUAUUUCUUUAUGUUCUGGAUUUAAUGAGGCUAUUCGCCAAUGCAAGGAAGCUAACCGUUUAAUGUAAUAACAAUAAUUAUUUAAUGAAAAUUGUGGAAGUAGUUACAACAUUAUUAUAAACAAUGUAUUUUUAAUGUCAAAAUAUAGAAAUGUUAUUAUGCA
Messenger RNA from Rhopalosiphum maidis (corn leaf aphid), 758 nucleotides. RefSeq names its product coiled-coil-helix-coiled-coil-helix domain-containing protein 2 (gene Chchd2). Gene Ontology annotation, biological process: mitochondrion organization. The transcript is spliced from 5 exons. The record is from RefSeq and is a predicted model, not a curated record. The coding region runs from base 235 to 663 and encodes 142 amino acids. Gene Ontology annotation, cellular component: nucleus; mitochondrion. Lineage: Eukaryota; Metazoa; Arthropoda; Insecta; Hemiptera; Aphididae.